Molecule: messenger RNA, 1159 nt
Organism: Aethina tumida (small hive beetle)
Lineage: Eukaryota; Metazoa; Arthropoda; Insecta; Coleoptera; Nitidulidae
Product: V-type proton ATPase 21 kDa proteolipid subunit c''-like
Exons: 5
Coding region: 140-769 (209 amino acids)
Biological process (GO): proton transmembrane transport
Cellular component (GO): proton-transporting V-type ATPase, V0 domain
Molecular function (GO): proton-transporting ATPase activity, rotational mechanism
Source: RefSeq, a predicted model, not a curated record
UCUGUUAUUGACAUAUCUCUUUUCUCAUACAAAUUACAUACUAACGAAAACCACCCUAAUUCACGUGAUUGCAAAUACAAGCAGUCAGAUUUUGUAUUUGUAUCAUUUUUGUCGCAAGAAAUAAGUUAAUAUCGCAAAGAUGAGGGCCGUUUUAGGUUACACAUUCCUGGGCACUGCCACAUCAGUUGUUACAGUCCUAAGCUUAUACCAUUUGCUAACAGGAAAAGGGGAACGAAUCAGCUUUGGAUGGUUCCUGGAAAGCACAUCCCCUCACAUGUGGGCCACAAUAGGAAUAGGCCUUUCUGUAGCCCUAUCAGUUGUUGGAGCAGCUGUUGGAAUUCACACAACCGGCGUCAGUAUUAUUGGUGGAGGUGUCAAGGCGCCCAGGAUCAAAACCAAGAACUUGAUCUCCGUCAUUUUCUGUGAGGCUGUGGCUAUUUACGGUCUUAUCACUGCCAUCGUCCUCUCAGGAUAUUUGGAAGACUUCAACUGGGACAUUGUUGUAAAAGACAACACUCUCAGAGGUAAAAACUGGAUGGCUGGUUAUUUGAUGUUUGGAGCCGGUAUUGCCGUGGGCAUGGUCAAUCUGUUCUGUGGAAUCUGUGUUGGAAUUGUUGGAUCUGGUGCUGCCCUAGCUGAUGCUGCCAACUCUGCCUUGUUUGUCAAGAUUCUCAUUGUUGAAAUCUUUGGCAGUGCCAUCGGUUUGUUUGGAUUAAUUGUUGGUAUUUACAUAGUCUCCAAAGUACAAAUGGGUGAUAAAGUACAUUAAAUGUGGCACUAGUCCGAAUCUCAAGUACAUGUUUAAUCUCAUUUAUUCCACGAGUUUAGAAUUUUCUUAAAUGUAGAACAUAGAUAUAUUGGUAAAAACCCUUGAAGUGCAGAAGAAAACGUGAAUCUCUUAUUAUUUUUUAAUAUUCUGCACAAAUUGUUUUAAAUACUGUCAGAAUUUACAGCAUCUGUAAACGUGAAAACUACAUAGUAUUACGCAUUCUGCCUUUAUUAAAUUAUUGACAAAUACAUUAAAAUAUCAUAAAUAUAUCCCCACGUCUCUGUAUGUAUAUAAAUGUAAGUUUUGUUUUAAUUUAGUGUCAAAAAUGGUUGAUAUUUUGUUAAAUUAAUAUUAUGUAUAUAUUAAUUUUAAAUAUAGUGUUUAAAAUAA